Glycine soja is the source of this 1492-nucleotide messenger RNA. Its product is annotated as probable protein phosphatase 2C 55. The record is from RefSeq and is a predicted model, not a curated record. The transcript has 4 exons. Bases 185 to 1273 code for a protein of 362 amino acids. Lineage: Eukaryota; Viridiplantae; Streptophyta; Magnoliopsida; Fabales; Fabaceae.
ACAAAAUUGGGUGAGCUUUGAACACAAGUCGGAGUGGUCUAGCUAUCUCCCUAGUUUUCUGAGGCUCUAGUGGAACCGAACAGAGACAAGAACAACCGCCCAGGAAUAUUCCAUUUCCUUUAUCCUCGGUGCUUCUGUCCCCUUUCUCGGAUCUCAGAUUCAUUCAUUCACACAUUCCACCUCAAUGGCCGCUCCCGCCUCCAACGCUGUGCUCCUCGGAGACGUUCACUUCGACGACGUCGCCGCAAAGCCUUGCGGCGUUCACUUCCGCGGCGAAACGCGGCGAGGCGCGCUCCGAGCCACCGUGAAUCUCCGAAAGCCGAAAACGUUGAGCGGUAUUCUGAAUUUCGGGUGUUCCACAUCGGAUGCAAGUUGGAGGAGCUGGAAUCCGAGUUCGCUCCACAGGAACUCGUCCUUCGCUUGCUGCUCCGCCGAGACAACGCCGCAUGUUCAGCACCUCGCAACCUCCACCUUCUCGAUUGACCAGACUAAUUUUGGUGGCGAGAGGUUGAAGCUGUUUUCGGGGUCAUGUUACCUACCACAUCCGGAUAAGGAGGACACAGGUGGAGAGGAUGCACAUUUUAUUUGCACAGAUGAACAAGCAAUUGGUGUUGCAGAUGGUGUAGGUGGCUGGGCAGAUGUUGGUGUUAAUGCUGGACUCUUUGCUCGAGAACUCAUGUCUCAUUCUGUUAGAGCAAUUGAAGAGGAACCCAAAAAUUCUAUUAAUCCGGCUAGGGUUUUAGAGAAGGCUCACUCAUGUACAAAGGCCAAGGGUUCAUCAACAGCUUGUAUCAUUACCCUUACUGACACGGGACUACAUGCCAUUAAUUUGGGUGACAGUGGGUUCAUCGUGGUUAGAGAUGGAUGCACCAUUUUCAGGUCCCCUGUUCAACAGCAUGGCUUCAAUUUUACAUAUCAACUGGAGAGUGGCAAUGGAGGUGAUCUACCCAGCUCUGGUGAGGUCUUUACAAUACCUGUUGCCCCAGGAGAUGUUGUCGUUGCUGGAACAGAUGGAUUGUUUGACAAUCUGUACAAUGAUGAGGUCACUGAAGUUGUUUUACAUUCAGUUAGAGCUGGACUAGAACCCCAAGUAACUGCUCAGAAGAUAGCAGUACUGGCUCGUCAACGAGCACUGGACAGGAAUAGGCCGACACCAUUUUCUACGGCUGCUCAAGAGGCUGGGUUCCGUUAUUAUGGUGGCAAACUUGAUGACAUAACAGUUGUUGUGUCAUACAUAACCGGCUCAACAUGUGUGAGUUUUUCGCCAUCUUAGCUUUGCUACAUUUUGUAUAUUCAUAUUUGUCUACAGGGACUGGGUUGCCAGCCUUGUCUGUCAUUUUUGACCUGAAUGCACUACUGCUUCAAAAUUUUAUCUCAAACUUGAGGUGCUUACUUGCUAUAGUGAUAUAUUUGUAUACAAAAUCCUGGGCCACGAAGAUGCCUUCAUCUUCUUCUCACUUUGCAUUUUAUACACCACCAAUUAUUUUGGUUA